AUGAGCUCCCUCAGUGCAGCAAACACCAAGUUCUGCGUGGACUUCUUCAAAGAGCUGAGCAACAUAAAAGGAAAUGAAAAUAUCUUCUUCUCCCCACUGAGCAUCUCAGUUGCUCUGAGCAUGGUCCAGAUGGGUGCCAGAGGCAACACAGCCAAAGAGAUGGAAAAGCAUGAAGAAGCUGGAGGAGCCCAUUCUGAGUCCCAGGAACUUCUGUUUGCCCUUGGCAAAGCUGGUGACGCGUGUUCCCUCAGCAUUGCCAACAAGCUCUUUGGAGAAAGGACUUUUCGGUUCCUUCAGCAAUAUUCAGAUUCCAUGAGGGCCUUGUACCUUUCGGAGCUGGAAGCUGUGGACUUCCUUAAUGCUGCUGAACGGUCCAGAAGAAAAAUUAAUUCCUGAGUGGAAAAGCAAACCGGUGGGAAAAUUAAAGAUCUGUUACCUCGUGGAUCUAUAGAUCACACAACAGUGCUAGCUCUGGUCAACACUAUAUACUUUAAAGGGCAAUGGGACAAAAAAUUUAAGAAGGAAAUCACCAGGGAAAUGCCUUUCAGGCUGAACAAGAGAGAGCACAGGAAUGUACAGAUGAUGUGUCGGACAGGAUCUUAUAAAUUAGUCCAGAGACAAGAAGAGCAAAUUACUGUGCUGGAGCUCCCAUACACUGGAAAAGAGCUCAGCAUGUUCAUUCUUCUGCCAGAACACAUCCGUGAUGAGUCUACCGGCCUCGAACAGCUAGAGAGUUCUAUCACCUAUGAGAAAUUAGCAGAAUGGACCAACAUGGAGAAUGUGCAUUGGCAAGAAGUCACAGUAUACUUGCCCCGGUUCAGAAUGGAGGACAUCUGUGAGCUCAAGCCAGUACUGCAGACUCUGGGGGUGAGGGAUGCUUUCAUCCUUGACAAAGCUGAUUUCUCUGGGCUGUCAAGAGAAUCUGGGCUGUUCCUCUCCAAGGCCAUCCACAAAUCCUUUGUGGAAGUUAAUGAAGAAGGCACUGAGGCGGCAGCUGCUUCUACAUUUUUACUUGUAGCAGAACAAUGCUCCUGCAUUCCUUACGAGUUCAGAGCUGACCGCCCAUUCAUCUUCUUGAUCAAACACAAUCUGAGUAAGAAUAUUCUUUUCUUUGGUCGAUGCUGUUCCCCAUAA
Molecule: messenger RNA, 1134 nt
Organism: Apaloderma vittatum (bar-tailed trogon)
Lineage: Eukaryota; Metazoa; Chordata; Aves; Trogoniformes; Trogonidae
Product: leukocyte elastase inhibitor-like
Exons: 6
Biological process (GO): negative regulation of endopeptidase activity
Molecular function (GO): serine-type endopeptidase inhibitor activity
Source: RefSeq, a predicted model, not a curated record